Molecule: messenger RNA, 1667 nt
Organism: Protopterus annectens (West African lungfish)
Lineage: Eukaryota; Metazoa; Chordata; Ceratodontiformes; Protopteridae
Gene: GATM
Product: glycine amidinotransferase
Exons: 9
Coding region: 80-1354 (424 amino acids)
Biological process (GO): creatine biosynthetic process
Cellular component (GO): mitochondrion
Molecular function (GO): amidinotransferase activity
Source: RefSeq, a predicted model, not a curated record
GUUUGCUUCUGACGGCAGUUUCAGGGACUUUGUUCUCUGAGUAGAUUCAGUCUAAUCAUUCCUUCUGCAAACAUUACUAAUGAAUAUGUUGCGAGUUCGAUGCCUGAGAGGUGGCAGUAGGGGCGCUGAAGCAGCUCAUUACAUUGGAUCUAGGCUUGGAUGGGCUGUUACUAGCUGGGUGCAGAGAGCCUUCCAGAACACCCAAGCCGCAGCAGUGUCUAACAGUGCCUUUGCUGCAGAUGAGAAGGCAACUGAUGUAAUUCCUUCGGACUGCCCUGUCUGCUCCUACAAUGAAUGGGACCCACUUGAGGAAGUGAUUGUAGGACGGGCUGAGAAUGCCUGUGUACCCCACUUUACUGUGGAAGUCAAGGCUAAUACAUAUGAAAAGUACUGGCCAUUCUACCAAAAGUACGGAGGUCAAAAAUUCCCUGAAGAACAUGUGAAAAAAGCUAUUGCUGAAAUUGAAGAAAUGUGCAAUAUUUUGAAGCAUGAAGGAGUUACUGUUAAGAGACCUCAAUCCCUUGACUGGACAGUGAAAUAUAAAACACCAGACUUUGAGUCUUCAGGUAUGUAUGCAGCCAUGCCCCGGGAUAUCUUGCUUGUUGUUGGAAAUGAAAUCAUUGAAGCUCCCAUGGCUUGGCGAGCCCGUUUCUUUGAAUACAGAGCAUACAGACCACUGAUUAAAGAGUAUUUUCACCAAGGUGCAAAGUGGACAACUGCACCAAAACCUACAAUGGCAGAUGAGCUAUAUGACCAGGAUUAUCCAGUUCGUAGUGUUGAAGACAGGCACAAGCUUGCCGCUCAGGGAAAGUUUGUAACUACUGAAUUUGAGCCAUGUUUUGAUGCAGCUGACUUCAUGAGGGCUGGAAGAGACAUUUUCGUGCAGCGAAGUCAGGUAACAAACUAUAUGGGGAUUGAGUGGAUGCGCAGACAUCUUGCUCCAGACUUCAGAGUGCAUAUUAUAUCAUUUAAGGAUCCGAAUCCAAUGCAUAUUGAUGCUACAUUUAACAUCAUUGGGCCCGGCCUUGUACUAUCCAAUCCUGAUCGUCCUUGUCAUCAGAUUGACCUAUUCAAAAAGGCAGGCUGGACUGUGGUAACACCUCCAACACCUCUUAUUCCAGAUGACCACCCCCUGUGGAUGUCUUCCAAGUGGUUAUCCAUGAAUGUCUUAAUGCUGGAUGAAAAGCGAGUUAUGAUGGAUGCGAAUGAAGUCACAACUCAGAAAAUGUUUGAAAAAUUAGGUAUUUCAACAGUGAAAGUAAACAUUCGCCAUGCCAAUUCUUUAGGAGGUGGUUUCCAUUGUUGGACGUGUGAUAUUCGUCGCCAUGGAACCCUACGGUCCUACUUCGACUGAGUAUGCUAGCUGUCAGAAAGCAUCUGAGGUUGUUGCAGUAGAAUCAUAUGCAAAGUCACUUUAAUAACCAAUUAUUCAAGCUGGGAAAGCAUCUCCUGCUUUACUCCUCAAAAACAAAUGAGGAAAACAGUUCUCAUAUCAUAAAGUUUCUCUGACUGAAUUAUAAACACUCUUCACACAUGAGGUUGCAUACAAAACAAGUAGUUUUUAUCACAGUUAAUUACAGUGUGAUUCUGACCUUCAGUACUUCCAUCUACCUCUGUUAAAGCAAGUUUAACAUGUUUCACUCAGGACCAGUUGUAAUUUUGGGAAA